Molecule: messenger RNA, 652 nt
Organism: Arachis ipaensis
Lineage: Eukaryota; Viridiplantae; Streptophyta; Magnoliopsida; Fabales; Fabaceae
Source: RefSeq, a predicted model, not a curated record
CGCUGCUGCUCCCAUGUCCUCCAACGACGCUGCUGUUGUCGCCAAUAGAGCCGCCACGAAGAGGAGGAAGGGCGCUGCUUCACGCCUCGCCGCCGUCGCUCCUCUGAAAGGGGCAAAAAGUGGUCGCCGUCAAGCAUGACGGGUGGAGGAGAGGGAGAACUCACGUCUGAGACUAGGAGGAGAUGUGGUUUCGUCGCUGUUGGGGUCUCACCGCCGCCGUCCCCGUGGUGGCUGGUGUCGUCGCCGGAGAAGACCACCGGAGUUGCUGUCUGCCUCUGCCUCAGGGUUCUGCAAGUUGCCGGAGCCCACUGCCGCCAGAGCUGUCCAGAACCACCGCUGUGGCUGCCGCUGGGACUGUGAACGGAAGGAGGAGAUGCUGUUUCCGUUACAGCCACUCCCGGAGGAGAAGUCAACCGCGCCGCCGUUCCGAGUUGCCGGAGAACGCCACUGCCGCCACCGAGCUCCACUGGCGAUCGCCGCUGCUGCUUGGGGCUGACUGCCGGGCUGCUGCCGGGCCGGUUCGGAGACCGCCGCUGUUUCGGUUCAGCCGUUCCUUUGGUUCGAGUCAUUGUGGUUGCUGAGAAAACGGUUUGGAGCUGAGGUUUUGGUAGUCGGGAUUUUGAUUGUUGAUUUCGGGUCGAGGCAGAAAGGA